AUGUCCGCACAACAAACAGAAUCCAAAAAGAAGAAGAACAACUCAGCCGCCAAGUCCGGUGGAUCUGGUCCAGCUGUUGAUCUUAAGAAACUGGAGGAGCCAGACUUCUGGAAGAAGCGUGAUGAACUCUUUGAUGAACUCUACGCCGCCCAACAGGCACGUCAACAAAGUAUGCAGGCUCCCAUUACCAUCACAUUACCAGAUGGUAAAGAGAUGGAAGCCACUAGUUGGUUAACAACGCCUAUUGAUAUCGCGAAGAAGUUGUCCAACUCCCUUCCAGAGAAAGUCAUUGUGGCCCGAGUGAAUGGUGAACUGUGGGAUCUCACUCGUCCAUUUGAGUCCAACGCCACACUUGAACUUCUUGACUGGGACGAUGAUGAGGCGAAACAUGUCUUUUGGCACAGUUCCUCCCACGUGCUUGGCUACGCAUUGGAGCGUGUAUUCCACACACGUCUCUCUGUUGGCCCCGCAUUGGAGGAUGGUGGAUUCUUCUACGAAGGCGACACGGGCCGUCCACUCACAGAAGGAGAUUACAACUCCAUUGAGAGCGCCAUGCAGGAGUUGGUGAAACAGAAGCUGCCUUAUCAGCGGCUUACGGUGACAAAGGCAGAUGCCCUGCGUCUCUUUGAUUACACCAAGUUUAAGAGUAAGAUCUUGGCAAGUAAGGUGCCGGAGAAUGGAACCUGUACCGUGUACAGAUGUGGACAUUUAAUUGAUCCAUGCCGUGGUCCGCAUUUACCCGAUACUGGACGUGUGAAGGCAUACGCUAUUACAAAGAAUUCCUCCUCAUACUUUGAAGGAAAGGCAGAGAAUGAAGUGCUGCAGCGGGUGUAUGGUAUUUCCUUCCCCAAACAGAAUAUGCUUUCCGAGUGGAAGGUAUUACAGGAAGAAGCGGCCCGACGGGAUCACCGUAAUAUCGGUAAACAGCAACAACUCUUUGGAUUUAAUGAAGUUUCACCCGGAAGUGCCUUUUGGUUACCCCAUGGAGCACGUAUUUACAAUACAUUGGUGGAGUUUCAACGUAAACAAUACCGUCGCCGUGGAUUUGAGGAAGUGGUCUCACCUAAUUUAUACUCUUCUAAACUCUGGAUGGUCUCUGGUCAUUGGGAAAAGUACGCAGAAAACAUGUUCUGCACCGUUGUGGAGAAGGAGGAGUAUGGUAUGAAACCCAUGAAUUGUCCUGGUCACUGUAUUAUGUUUGCCAUGCAACCACACUCUUAUAAAGAAUUACCCAUUCGCUAUGCAGACUUUGGUGUCUUGCAUCGUAAUGAACUCAGUGGUGCCCUCACUGGACUCACUCGUGUACGUCGUUUCCAACAGGAUGAUGCUCACAUCUUCUGUCGGAUGGAUCAAGUACAGGAGGAGAUUCAAAGUGCUCUAGGCUUUCUUCAUGAUGUUUACGGUGUACUUGGAUUUAAAUUUUUCCUCAAGCACUCUACUCGUCCAGAGAAUAAACUCGGUACGGAGGAAAUGUGGGAUCAGGCAGAGUCCUACUUGCGGGCCGCACUGAAUGCCUUCUGUGGUAUUCCAGAAAAACUGCCAGAUCCAUUUAAGGAGGGUGCCACCUUCACCUUUGAUGGACGUAAGGACAGUGUCAAGAAACUCCGUGCACUUCUUAAGAAGCGCGCCAGCAACCAGAAUAAUGAAAAUAACGGAGCUGCCACCGAAGGGGGAAGUGACCAUUUGGAGUGGAAGGGACCCACACACGCCGAUGCGUGGGAGGAGAACACCGGUGAUGGUGCCUUCUACGGACCGAAGAUAGAUAUUGUGGUGGAGGAUGCCCUGCGACGCCGCCAUCAGUGCGCCACAGUGCAGUUGGACUUCAACUUGCCGCAACGAUUUGGUCUCAAGUACACACUGCCAGCCGCCGCAGCCGCAGAGGAAGGUGAAAAGACACAGGAACAGUCCGAGUCUCAUCAUGUGGAUCCCAACAAUGCAAACUUGAACAACAAUGAGAACAACAACAAUAACAAGAAGGAAGGAGAGGCAGCACCCGCCGCCGCCGCAGCAGCAGCAGGAGGAGCUGCUGCUGCUGGAGAAGAACCACUCUCUUCCUAUGAAAUAGCGGCACGUGAGUUAUGCAUUGAUCGCCGUCUGGAUGCGAAUCAGGCUCGUCCAGUUAUGAUCCACCGCGCCAUCUUUGGAUCGCUGGAGCGUUGUAUUGCCAUUCUCUGUGAACACUACGGUGGGGAGUGGCCACUGUGGCUCAGUCCACGGCAGAUCAUUGUGGUGCCAGUCUCCGCAGAGAACACCGCCUACGCCAAAAGUGUGCGGGAUGCAUUCCAUGCGGAAGGUUUCUACGCAGAUGUGGACAACAGCAGCGCGACAUUGGAUAAGAAGAUUCGCAAUGCGGAACUCGCACGGUAUAAUUUCAUAUUUGUGGUUGGAAACGCAGAGGCGGAAACGCAGUCGGUGAAUAUCCGCACACGUGAUAAUCGCCGGCAUGGCACCAAGACACAGGCAGAGGCAAUGCGCUGGCUGCAGGAGCUUGUGAAUACAUAUGACCCAUCCUACUAG
Molecule: messenger RNA, 2517 nt
Organism: Trypanosoma theileri
Lineage: Eukaryota; Euglenozoa; Kinetoplastea; Trypanosomatida; Trypanosomatidae
Product: threonyl-tRNA synthetase
Exons: 1
Coding region: 1-2517 (838 amino acids)
Biological process (GO): threonyl-tRNA aminoacylation
Cellular component (GO): mitochondrion; cytoplasm
Molecular function (GO): threonine-tRNA ligase activity; ATP binding
Source: RefSeq, a predicted model, not a curated record